GCCUUGUUAACGAAAAUCGGAAACUUGCGUUACCGUGUAGUCCCGGAGUUUUUGAGCGCCUUGGUCAUGUGACUUAGCCGGAAGUGGGAAGUUGAUUCAGGAAGAGUUCUCGUACACUGUUUAUUCUUUGUAUUUUAUUUUAAUUCAUUUAAGUGUCUACAAUAGAUAUGUGGCGAGCUGGAGUUGAUGUGAAGUCUUCAUCAAAUGGUGCUGAUGAUGAUGAUUGGGAAACUGAAGCAGAUUUUGAGAAUGAUGUUAGUGAACAGGAACAGCGAUGGGGUGCUAAAACUAUAGAAGGUUCAGGUCAUCAAGGGUCAUUAAAUUUAAAGGAUUUGAGGAACCAAGUAGCUACUGAUGAUGACAAAAAGAAGAAAGAUGAGUAUGAAAAAGGUCCUAAGGCAUCUGAGGGAUAUGGUGGAAAGUUUGGGGUGAUGAAGGACAGAAUGGAUAAGUCGGCUGUGGGUCAUGAAUAUCAAGCAGAUUUAUCUAAACAUGCUAGUCAGACUGAUGCAGCUAAAGGAUUUGGUGGCAAAUACGGAGUUCAGCAAGACCGGAAAGAUAAAGCUGCUAUGGGUUAUGACUACCAAGGAAAGACAGACAAGCACGCUUCUCAGAAAGAUUAUUCUACUGGUUUUGGUGGAAAGUAUGGUGUACAGAAAGAUAGAGUAGAUAAAUCAGCUGUUGGUUAUGAUUAUAAAGAGCAACUAGGAAAACAUGAAUCACAAACAGAUGGUUCUAAAGGCUUUGGGGGUAAAUAUGGGGUUCAAACAGACAGAAAAGAUAAGAGUGCUGUUGGUUAUGAAUACCAGGGAAAAGUAGAUAAACAUGACUCACAGAAAGACUAUUCUAAAGGCUUUGGGGGUAAAUAUGGGGUGCAAACAGAUAGAGUGGACAAAUCAGCACUUGGUUAUGAUCAUCAAGAAAAACUUGAAAAACACGAGUCUCAGACAGACUAUUCUAGAGGCUUUGGGGGUAAAUAUGGGGUACAAACAGAUAGAGUGGACAAAUCAGCAUUUGGCUGGGACCACCAGGAAAAGUUACAAAAACAUGAAUCUCAGACAGACCAUUCUAAAGGUUUUGGUGGUAAAUAUGGUGUACAGAGAGACAGAGUAGAUAAAUCAGCUGUUGGUUAUGAUCAUAAAGAGCAGCUAGGAAAACAUGAGUCACAAACAGACCAUUCUAAGGGAUUUGGUGGAAAGUAUGGUGUACAAACAGACAGAGUUGACAAAUCAGCAGCAGGUUAUGACAGUAAAGAAGAUAUGGCUUUACAUUCAUCACAAACAGAUUCCAAAAAAGGAUUUGGUGGCAAAUUUGGAGUAGAGGACAGAAGUGAUCAGUCUGCUGGUGGUUAUGGUGAUAUGCAAGGAGCAUCAACGACCUAUCAAAAGACAAGAGCUAAUUCAAGUUCAGAUGGUGCUAAAAAUUUAAGAUCAAAAUUUGAAAAUAUGGCAAAGGCAGGUGAAGAAGAGUCAAAGAAAAGAUCAGAGGAAGAAAAAGCUAGACGGAAGGCAAGAGAAGAGAGAGAAUCAGAAGUAUCAAGAAAACAAGAAGAGGAAAGACAGAACCAAGAAAGAUGGGAUAGAGAGCAAGCAGAUGCUGCAUCAGCACAAUCACAACAACAAGAGGAGGAGGAGGAAACAGUCAUGGUGCCCAACCCAGACUACUCUGGUACCAGUGCACAGGAGGACUAUGAACCUGAUGCAUAUGGGGAUGUAGCAGCACCAACCGAGAUACAGGAGGAAGAACAAGAUGAAUAUGAUGAUGUUCAGCAGUACAAACAGGAACCAGUAGAAGAACCAACGCAUCAAGAUAAUGAGUCAACAGAACAAGAUAAUGAACCAGCCCCACAGGUCUCGUCAGGAGAAGGUGGAAAAACUGCUAUUGCUUUAUAUGAUUACCAAGCUGCUGAUGACGAUGAAUUAACCUUUGACCCAGAAGACCUCAUAACAAAUAUUGAAAUUAUUGAUGAAGGUUGGUGGAGAGGUGAAUGUCAUGGUAAAUCAGGACUUUUCCCAGCUAACUACGUAGAAUUACAGCAGUAAAACAUUCCAGUGCCAAAAUCUAUGCAUACCAGUGUAAAUGUGUGUGUAUGAAUGUAUAAUUAUAAAAACCGCAUGUAUGUGAUAAUUUGUAUAUAUUGGGAUAUAAAUGAAUUGUUUUAUGUGAUAAGACAAGAUCAAAUGAUUUGAACAUAUGACAUGUGAAAAUUAAAUUGUUUACUAUUAUGCCUUCAUUUAUGGGUAAAAAUGCUGAAUUGCAUUUUACACUUAAUUUUAUAAGUACACUUUACACUUUCAUUAAAUACAUUUCAUAAUUA
Molecule: messenger RNA, 2317 nt
Organism: Mytilus trossulus (common blue mussel)
Lineage: Eukaryota; Metazoa; Mollusca; Bivalvia; Mytilida; Mytilidae
Product: src substrate cortactin-like
Exons: 17
Coding region: 168-2042 (624 amino acids)
Biological process (GO): regulation of actin filament polymerization
Cellular component (GO): cortical actin cytoskeleton; site of polarized growth; plasma membrane
Molecular function (GO): actin filament binding
Source: RefSeq, a predicted model, not a curated record